UAGUCUCGUGAUUUCACAUCGGUCUCGAGUCUCGACGAAACAGAGAAAAUGAGUGGACGGUUUGCAAAGAGGAGUCAACCCGAGCUAGACCUCUCUUCUUUUACCAAACUCGACGCUCUCAUUCUCGCCCAAUCUGUAUACGAACUCGGGGCUUCAUCAUGGCCAACAGUGGCAAAAUUGCUGUCGAAACAUCCCCUACUACGACAUCCGAAAUCAUUCUUUACUGCUCAGUCAUGCGAAACAUUGUACAAGAAAUUAAGGAAUGAUGCUUCUUUGGAAAUAACAGAGGCAGAUAAUGAACGACACUCUCCACUCAACCGCAAGCUUGCGCAGAUACACUACCAGGCUCGUAUCCUCGAGCUUCGAGACUUGAUCAGCACCGAAGAACAGAAAUUCAAGAAAGUCUUAUCUGAAAUCGAAGAACUGAAAAAUAAUGCUAGUAAAGCGACUGCGCCUACAAAUGGAGCUAAAAUGGGCGUUGAAGACUUUACUGCUGAUCUUAGUGGAAUCAGCUCUACCUUCUCUUCUAAUAAAGUUGAACCAUCGAACGAUGAGACUGCAAACCUAUUACGUUCACCGCAACAUUCCGAUAUUGAAGAAGUAGCAUCCCUGGCAAGAGACAACAGUGCGGAAGCCCGAGAUGAUAACAAAGAAGGGAGGGACGAAGUUGAAUCGUUAGCCAUCUCACACGAUGACACGCCACCCCUCCUACACGUCCGACCUUUGGAAGGCGACGCUCCUCAGCGAAGUGUUGUCGAGGUAUCCAUUGACGCAGACGAUGAGGUUUCCCGUUCUAGUCAGGCUCCAACCCCGACCGCGGAAACCGAACAUGACCGUAUGGAGAUCGACGAAGAGGGUGUCACCUCUGGAGAUGAGCCACUCCAAAGAGCACGUCGCGCUAAAGCCGCAAAGCGCCAACGCAAGGCCAGUACUCCUCUUCCAAUGAAGAAAGGACGUCGUCUGCGUCCCCCUUCCAUACUAGAUACAGAAAUGGCACCAGAGGCGACUGACAACAUGACGGAAGAGUUGGUUCAAACACCAGGGACGGUUGACGACGAAGCAUCCCCGGCACCAGAUGAUGUGCUGUUCAAGCGUCAGGGUAAACGCCGAGCUUCGUUUUCAGACGAUAACCCACGAGAAUUAAGGCGUUUACGGGCUGACUCCGAACCUAUCGAUGACGAAGAUGGGCUUCCGUCUUCAUCCCGGAGACGACGCCAGGACAAUCAAGCUUCAAAACGGUUCCAGAACGUCAUUGGCAUGCUCCAUUCCCAAAUAUCCGCACACCGGAACGGCACCAUCUUCCAUAACCCCAUCAAAAACUCGGAGGCGCCGGAUUAUCACGAAAUCGUCAAACGUCCCAUGGAUCUCAAGACUAUCAAGUCGAGAAUCAAAGAUGGCGCCAUCUCAAACUCGCUAGAGUUUCAACGCGAUAUCUAUCUAAUGUUUGCAAAUGCAAUGAUGUACAAUAGGCCAGGAUCUGAUGUGUAUAACAUGACAGAAGAUAUGAUGUUAGAGAGCGAAGGAUAUAUCCAGACUUUCCGACAGACAGAGGGGUUCGUGCGAGGUUCUCAGCGCUAAAUGACAAGGUUCAGUAAGAUACCUCCCAGUUUAGCUGAGUUUGGUUAUACAGUACAUCACAUAUGUAUGCAUGGUCACAAUCGUGGCCCACCAAAAAUUGUGAGAUCAAAAAGAUUACAUAGUCUUUUGAGUAGUUUGAGUUUGAGUUUUGUGAAAUCAAAUGGACCAGCAGAUAUUUCAGAAUCAAGUCUUUCCA
This is a messenger RNA of Lentinula edodes (shiitake mushroom), 1774 nucleotides long. RefSeq lists its product as uncharacterized. Lineage: Eukaryota; Fungi; Basidiomycota; Agaricomycetes; Agaricales; Omphalotaceae. Bases 49 to 1578 code for a protein of 509 amino acids. The record is from RefSeq and is a predicted model, not a curated record. Gene Ontology annotation, molecular function: protein binding. Gene Ontology annotation, cellular component: NuA4 histone acetyltransferase complex. The transcript has 11 exons.